Molecule: messenger RNA, 1889 nt
Organism: Gopherus evgoodei (Goodes thornscrub tortoise)
Lineage: Eukaryota; Metazoa; Chordata; Testudines; Testudinidae
Product: sodium- and chloride-dependent betaine transporter-like
Biological process (GO): sodium ion transmembrane transport
Cellular component (GO): membrane
Source: RefSeq, a predicted model, not a curated record
GUCUGUGCUCUGUUUUCCCUGCUGCGUUGGGCCACGGAGAGUAAAGCACCUGUGGAGGCUGAUCCCAAUGGCUGCAUGGUGCUGCUCAAAAAGGAGAAGCCGGAAAUGGAGCCAAGAGGCCAGUGGAGUAAUAAAAUGGAGUUUAUGCUCUCCAUGGCUGGGGAGAUCAUCAGCCUGGGCAAUGUCUGGAGAUUCCCUUAUCUCUGUUACAAAAAUGGAGGUGGUGCCUUCUUCAUCCCCUAUCUCUAUCUCAUCUUCCUCUCCUGUGGGAUCCCAGUGUUCUUCCUGGAGACAGCGCUAGGACAGUACACCAGCCAGGGAGGGGUCACCGCCUGGCGGAAGAUCUGCCCUCUCUUUGAAGGAAUUGGAUACGCCUCACAAGUCAUCGAAUCCUAUCUGAAUAUCUACUACAUCGUCAUCUGGGCUAUCUUCUACCUGUUCAGCUCCUUUACUGCUGUGCUUCCCUGGGCCACUUGUAAUAAUCCUUGGAACUCAGAUCGCUGCGUGGACUUUCUGAAUCACUCUAACAUGGAGAACUGGACAGCACCUGCUAAUGCCACCUCCCCCAUUACUGAGUUCUCGGAGAAGCGAGUCCUGGGACUCACAGACGGUAUUCACAAUCUGGGCACUGUGCGCUGGGAGCUGGCUCUCUGCCUCCUGUUCGCCUGGGUCAUCUGCUACUUCUGCAUCUGGAAAGGAGUCAAGUCCACAGGCAAAGUUGUUUACUUCACUGCCACAUUUCCCUGCUUGAUGCUUUUUGUCUUGCUGAUUAGAGGGGUCACCCUUGCUGCUGAGGGGAUCACGUUCUACCUGAAGCCAGACAUUUCCAGGCUUGCAGACCCACAAGUGUGGAUGGAUGCAGGCACUCAGAUCUUCUUCUCUUAUGCUAUCUGCCAGGGGUGCCUGACAGCUUUGGGCAGCUACAACAAGUACAAUAACAACUGUUACAGGGACUGCUUCAUGCUAUGUUUCCUGAAUAGUGCCACCAGCUUUGUGGCCGGCUUUGCUAUCUUCUCUGUGCUGGGCUUCAUGGCACAAGAACAGGGUGUGCCCAUUUCAGAAGUGGGUGAGUCAGGUGCUGGCCUACCAUUCACUGCAUAUCCAAAGGCUGUAAGUGUGUCUCAGGUCUGGUCCUGCCUAUUCUUCCUUAUGCUGAUCUUCCUGGGACUGGACAGCCAGUUCGUCUGCUUUGAGAGCCUAGUGACGACCAUUGUCGACAUGUACCCAAAAGUUCUCCAGAGGAAAGGGCACCGGGAGCUGCUGACCCUGGUCAUUGCAGUCAUAUGCUACCUGCUUGGGCUGAUGCUAGUCACUGAGGGUGGAAUGUACAUCUUCCAGCUGUUUGAUUAUUAUGCUGCCAGUGGUACAUGCCUACUGUUCCUGGCCAUCUUUGAAGCCAUCUGUGUUGGCUGGGUAUAUGGUGCGGACCGUUUCUAUAACAACAUUGAGGACAUGAUUGGUUAUCGGCAAUGGCCGCUGUUUAAGAUGUGUUGGCAGGUUGUCACCCCUGAUGUUUGCCUGGCGACCUUCCUAUUUUCACUGAUCAAGUACACCCCCCUCAAAUACAACAACUGGUACGUGUACUCUCCCUGGGGCUACAUUCUGGGCUGGUUGAUGGCUCUCUCUUCCAUGAUCUGCAUUCCACUCUACAUCAUUUUCAUUCUGCUGAAAACCGGAGGAUCACUAAAGAAGAGGCUAAAGCAACUUACUUCCCCAGCGGAGGACUUGCCUCAGCCAAAGAAGCACUGGGCUAGAGCGUCUGAACCAUUGGAGAGCCCCGAAGCAGAAUACAGGAUCUCAUGCCCAUCAGCCAAGGAAGUGCUCAUAACCACAGAGAAGGAAAACCACUUGUAAAGUAUAUGGGAAAGGAUAUCGCCUUUCCAUUCUGG